Aspergillus nidulans FGSC A4 is the source of this 5349-nucleotide messenger RNA. Its product is annotated as protein musN. Gene Ontology annotation, molecular function: hydrolase activity; nucleotide binding; DNA binding. Gene Ontology annotation, cellular component: nucleus. The transcript is spliced from 4 exons. Gene Ontology annotation, biological process: DNA repair; DNA replication; DNA recombination. The record is from RefSeq and is a predicted model, not a curated record. NCBI's taxonomy places the organism in Eukaryota, Fungi, Ascomycota, Eurotiomycetes, Eurotiales, Aspergillaceae. Bases 279 to 4883 code for a protein of 1534 amino acids.
GCUACCAAUCAGUCGUACCCAACUCAACAACAGCUAAAUUCAGGGGUCUAACAGAUCAGCCUUUCGAUAAUGAGGGUUAACGCGCCAAUAUCACUUGCAGGUCUCGGGCGGAAAUGCUUUAUGACCCCAUAUCCACGUGACCACGCGACUUUUCGUGGAGACGCGUGCUGGGAACCACUCUUAUUAUCGAUCUCGCAAAACCGAUUCGCAGAGCGAACGCCUAUAGCAGUGUCCGGGUGAGAUCAUUGACGAAAGGAUGCGCAGAGAUACACGCCUCUAUGACUAGAAGCAAUUUGAAGACCCAUUUAAAAUGGCUCUUGGAUCAAGGCCCGUCGCUAUAUCCAGUUCUGACACCGCUCGCGUGGGACACCCAUGUCAAUCCGACCGGCUCUCAAAACAAUCCGGUCCCAAUCUUGAAUUUGAUUGAGAGCCACCAAGAGCUCAGCAUCAAGGAUUCGCAGCCUAUUCUCGAAUCGGCGAUCAAUGACCCUGCGGGCAAUGUGAUAGAUAUCGAAUCCGACAAAGAUAUGCCGCGCCUAAUGUUAGAUCACGGGUUAUCAGCAAGCAAACCACGGAUGCUCAGCGCCGAAGAGUUACAUAACUCGGCUCGCAAGGCCUCCAAAAGUUCGUCCGUAAGACAGGAAGUCAGCCAGACUCCUCGAAAUAAAAUGGUUGAAGAACUUCCCAGUACGAUUCCAUCCUUUCGAGAUCGCAAAGAGCAAGCGAUACCACCCGUACGGCCGAAACGGAAGCUAGACAUACCGUCUUCGUUUCAGGAUAUUGACACAAUCGAUUUGACUGAAGACUUCGACUCUAACGCGCUAUCGUCCGAAAUUAGGAAGGAGUUUGAUGAGCUACACCGGCGCCAGACUGAAGACGCCGCUCCUAGGACGAACCUCACCAACAAGCGAGGAAAGAAGAGAAAGAGUGACGAAGAGGCGUCUGACUUCUUGCCUUUGAGAGAGCCUACUCGCAGGGCUUGCUCACCUCCUGUCUCUAGUAAGACAGUACAAUCUGACCGAUACAUCUCAAACUUCGUCCCUCGAGCGAUUUUGAGAGAUGAAGUCCCUGCGUUUAGACAAAAGAAGCAGGAGGAUUCACAUUUAACAGCUCCCGACAGAGCUGUGUCUGUCGCGGAGUCAGACGUUGAGAGUAUUGGUAGCUUGUUUGAUCUGGUCGAGACCAAGCAGUCCUCGCCUUAUGUGACCAAAAAAUCGUUGUAUGCUGCUCUGCCUUCCGAAGAGCAUUCAAGCACCCAGCAACCGAGCCUUCCACCGUCACCGGAACCAGAAGAGCCUAUAUCUCCGGAUUCCAUGGACAUACCAGAGACUGCCCGGUCCACUGCUCUAUGCCCUGGCAGUACGAAACCGCAUAGCUCACACGCACUGCUGCCGCCGCAAUCGGAUGCUGAACCGAGAAAUCAGGGUGUUGAAAGAUUCUUGCAAGUUCCUGCGGAGUCAUUGAGGCGCUUGGUGACAUGCUUGGAAGACACUAUUAAAAAGAACUCGGGGAUCGUUUACCAAGGAAUGUUGAAUGGCGAAAACACUUCUGAACUGCACGCAAUAGUAUCGAAGAACGGCACACUCACAGCUCAAAUCCGAGCAGUUAAGGCCUUAACUGCACAGAAGUCUGCCUACUUGUCGCGCGAAGCAGAAUCAAAAGCUCUGAAAGAUGUCAUUAUGCAUGCCCUGAACCAAGGUACAUCGGAUGUGUUGCCGAAAAUUGAACAGCAGAAGGAACUUACGUCGCAAUUGAAAGAUAUGGAGGCUAACAUGUGUCUCCUGUUACGAGAGGCGGACUUGUUCUCGGUCAUGAAAGAGUUCUCUCUGGAAACCAGAGAAAUCGAACUGGAGCGAUUACAUUCUUUACCUGCAACUACAGCGCCUAGCAUUCUUGGCGGCGCUGAGAACAAAAGUUAUCGCAACAGUCCUGUCGCUAACAAUAGUGCCUUUAGACCAGAUUACGACGCAAGGGAAACUCGCCUGGUUACUUCAAAUCAUCGAACAAGCUCUUUUACUGGUAGUCUCGGGAUUCCGGAGGCUAAUCGUACCAAAAACCAUGAAGUAACGAGUGACAAUGAGACGACCUUUACCGGAAAGAUGGGUUCUACUCUGCCGCCGGUGGAAGAUUCGGACGACUUCGAUAUGGAUGUCUUGGAUGAGGAUAUUCUGGAAGCCGCAGACAAUUGUCAGGAAGAGCAACCGUUCACCAAAGAUAGACAUGAACCAUGCAGUCGUCCAGUAUUUGCUGAGACCUCAGGAAAUGUCCGCAGGCUGCCCGCCACGCAGAAAUCUCAAACUCAUGGUACACUUUGGGGUCAGCAUCCGUGGACGAAGGAUGUGAAGAUUGCCCUGAAAGAGAGAUUUCACCUUAGGGGAUUUCGACCUAAUCAACUUGAAGCAAUUGACUCGACCUUGAGUGGAAAAGAUACGUUUGUGCUAAUGCCAACGGGAGGAGGGAAGUCUCUUUGCUACCAGCUGCCGUCUGUUAUCUCCAGCGGCUCAACCAGGGGCGUUACCCUUGUGAUUUCGCCACUUCUGAGUCUGAUGCAGGACCAGGUCUCCCACUUGCGACAAAAUAAGAUCAAAGCAUAUUUGAUCAAUGGUGAUACGCCAUCUGAAGAACGUCAAUGGAUCAUGAGCACCCUGUCUAGUCAUAAUCCUGAAACGCACAUCGAGCUCCUCUACAUCACACCGGAAAUGAUUAGCAAAAGCCACGCUCUUACUGACCGCAUUGAAAAGCUCUGUAGCAUCCAGAAGCUCGCGCGGGUUGUCAUUGAUGAGGCCCACUGCGUUAGUCAAUGGGGCCACGAUUUCCGUCCGGACUACAAACAGAUCGGCGCAUUUCGAGCACGGAUACCUGGUGUUCCCCUGAUGGCGCUGACGGCGACGGCAACGGAAAAUGUUAAGGUCGAUGUGAUACACAACCUUAGAAUGCAGGGUUGCGAAGUAUUCACCCAAAGCUUCAACAGGCCGAACCUUACAUAUGAGGUUCGUCGCAAGGGAAAGCAUGCCGAACUUCUUGACAGCAUAGCGGACACAAUCAAGUCAACGUAUCGAAACAAAUGUGGCAUCGUUUAUUGCCUCUCACGAAACACCUGCGAAAAGGUAGCUGAAGCCCUUCGAACAAACUAUAGCAUCAAAGCCGAGCAUUACCAUGCAGGCUUGGAUGCGGAAACGCGCGCACGGACUCAACAACGAUGGCAAGCUGGAGAUGUACAUGUUAUAGUUGCUACGAUUGCUUUCGGUAUGGGUAUCGAUAAGCCAGAUGUGCGAUUUGUAAUACAUCACAGCAUUCCCAAGAGCCUGGAAGGAUACUACCAGGAAACCGGACGCGCUGGGCGUGAUGGCAGACGCUCUGGCUGCUACCUUUAUUUCUCUCACCGGGAUGUCAGUACAAUGCAGAGCAUGAUCGAAAAGAACGAGGAUUCUGACGACGUACAAAAAGGUCGACAGACCAGAAUGCUGAAUGACGUGGUGAAAUACUGUGAGAAUGCAAAUGAUUGCAGGAGAGUUCAGAUACUUGCAUAUUUUAGCGAAUCAUUUAAGCGCCAGGACUGCAAUGCUUCUUGCGACAACUGCAAAUCAGGGGACACCUUUGAGGUACAGGAUUUUUCAGAGCACGCCUCAGCAGCAAUUAAGAUUGUUCGGUACUUUCAGGAACGGAACGAAAGGGCAACACUUUCAUACUGUGUGAACAUCUUUCGUGGAACCACGAAGUCAUUCAGGUCACCUGAGCACCGGGAGGCGCCCUCCUUCGGUGAUGGUUCGGGCAUAGCAGUUGGCGACGCGGAACGACUCUUUCGCAAAUUGCAUAGUGAAAGAGCAUUGACAGAAGAGAACAUAGUGAAUAGGGGUAAUUUCCCCAUUCAGUACGUCAAACUGGGGCCCCGUGCAUCCGACUUUGAAAGCGGCCGACGGCGCCUCAGGCUUGAUGUUCGAGUAUCUCAUGAUGGCAGUGGCCGACCACGGGGUGAUGUUGGGCGGAAUUACUUACCGCAAUCUACCAACGUCUCGUCACCAGUUCGGUCAGCAAAUCGACGUCGAUUGGAACGUUACCGGCACGUAGAUUCUGCAGCAAACGAGUCUGACACCGAUGUGGAUAGCGAUGGAUUUGAGAAGGUUCGCAUUGCUGGUAGAGACGAGCGAAAGAAAAAAAUCAUUCCCGGACCUCCGAUCACCCAAGGCGACCGUUUUGACCAACUGGACCAUCUUCACAGAGCUGUUGCGGAAGAUUUCAUGGUCUAUGCCAAAAACUAUUGCCAAGAGGUGGUUAUGGAUAAAGGGCUUAGGAACCAGCCUUUCAGUGACACAAUUCUUCGUGAGAUGGUCAUGGUCUUCCCCAAAGGUAAAAAUAAAGGGGAGAUGCUUCAGAUUCCCAACAUAGACCCAGACAAAGUUCACCGAUACGGUGACAAGAUACUCAAAUUACUUCGGGACACCAAACAACGUUUGUCUGAACUGAAGCAGGCGGGGGAUGAUGUCGAUGGCGUUGUCCCUGAUCCCAACCAUCACAACGUGGUUAACAUUAGCGAUGAUGAAUUCAGCGAUGCCGAUGAUGUCUUUAUGUAUGAAGACGAUAUCUUGCAGCCUGAUGACACAAUCAUUACCAGCGAAUAUUUCUCAAAAUCUCAGCAACCAUUCCAGGAUGAUUCGGGUGAUGAGUACCACCCCUCACCAAAAUCUAGCAUUUCCAAGUCACAGAAACAGAAGAACACUAGCAAACGACCUCCUCGUCGAAAGAGCGGCGGUGCAAAGCAAAGGGCGAAGGGUACACGCAAACCCAAGACGAGUAGCCGCUCGCAAGGCCGCUCCAAUUCGCGAAAAGAGACCAAGGGAAGACAAAAGCAACCUACAGGCCAGAUAGGUAUGAUGCCGAUUUAACAAUUGUUGGUUUUCCCUUUCGUCUAUUGCUUAUUAUGAUGAAUUCUAUGUCACUGGCGGAUGAGUAGCUUCCGUUUCUGUUAUUGGUCACAUUGCAUGUUUAGGCGUUUUGCUCGGCUCGAAUCUCGUUCAUGAACAUGAUAUCCAAUCAGGUAUUAUAUAGGGCGUUGCAGGUUAGUUAGAUGCAAAUAUACUAAUCUUAGAUCCUUUCGGCGGCCUCCGCUGGUAUCCCGGAGGUCUUGCUGUAGCCCUCAAUAGUCUAUUCGAUUUAGUCACUCAAUGAACGCCCGAAAUCAAUCAACCUUAACCGUCUAGCGUCGCGUGGGUGAAAUUGAGCAACCUUGGCCCUAACUAAAAACCUGGACGCGGCUGAAUCACGCGGUAAAUAUGUAUAGGACGAACCUGCCUCUAGUAGAGCAUCGAGUAGUUCGUGUAUUUCAGUCGCUGCAACUUCUUUCCUACUUGA